UGUCUUUCUCUGUCAAAUAUCGUUUAUCCACUCAUUCAACGUUCCCAUGUCUUCUGCAUUACGCCUCCAGGAUAAAGUCGCCAUUGUUACUGGCGCAUCCUCUGGACUUGGGAGGGCAAUUUCGCUGCGAUAUGCUCGCGAAGGGGCCAAAGUGGUCUGUGCCGACCUCUCUGCUACAGCGCGCUCUCAAGUCACCGAAGAGUUGGACCUCACAACGCACGAUCUGAUCACUCGAGAUGGAGGCCAUGCAAUUUUUGUCCAAACCGACGUUGGCGAUGCGGGCCAAAUGAAAAGCCUAGUUCAAGUUGCAGUGGACAGACUUGGUCGACUAGACAUUUUAGUCAACAAUGCCGGCGUAGCGCUGGAAGCCAGAACACCAGCGGUGUGCCAUUUGACAGACGAGGAUGUCUGGGACACUACAAUGCGCGUCAAUGUCAAGUCAGUCUUUUUGGGUUGUAAGUAUGCCACUGCCCAGAUGUUGAAGCAGCCCCCGCAUGCCUCCGGAGACCGUGGCUGGAUAAUCAACAUGUCUUCAAUCAUGGGUAUCGUGGCUGGGCUUGAUAAUCCGUCUUACUGCGCGUCGAAAGGUGCUGUCAGCAACCUGACCAAACAAGUCGCGCUGGACUACGCACCUCAUCGUAUCCAUGUCAAUGCCAUCUGCCCCGGCUAUACACAAACAGCCAUUUUCAAGGAGACAACCUCUUACAUGACCCCAUGGGAUGACCUUAAGCGGAGACACCCAUUCAACGGACCUGGAUGGCCGGAUGAUAUUGCUAGGCUCGCUGUUGUACUAGCUAGUGAUGAUGCCAAUUGGGUCACUGGUAUUCUCCUCCCUGUGGACGGUGGAUAUACUGCUCGGUAAACCGUUUGGGCUUCAAGCAGCUUCGCGGGUUGCGCUUGAGUUGAGAGGGAUUCGAAUUAUUUAACCACGAUUAUUAAAGCUGUUAGCACAUAUAAUGAUGCUUUUCGUAAAGACAAUACGAUAGUAAUGCCGGGUUUACAAAUUGAGCUAUAGCUGG
Molecule: messenger RNA, 1019 nt
Organism: Aspergillus glaucus CBS 516.65
Lineage: Eukaryota; Fungi; Ascomycota; Eurotiomycetes; Eurotiales; Aspergillaceae
Product: SDR family NAD(P)-dependent oxidoreductase
Exons: 4
Coding region: 47-862 (271 amino acids)
Molecular function (GO): oxidoreductase activity, acting on the CH-OH group of donors, NAD or NADP as acceptor
Source: RefSeq, a predicted model, not a curated record